This is a messenger RNA of Plasmodium malariae, 660 nucleotides long. RefSeq names its product conserved Plasmodium protein, unknown function. NCBI's taxonomy places the organism in Eukaryota, Apicomplexa, Aconoidasida, Haemosporida, Plasmodiidae. The record is from RefSeq and is a predicted model, not a curated record. The transcript has a single exon. Bases 1 to 660 code for a protein of 219 amino acids.
AUGUCUUCUCCGUCUGUAGGAAGUACCACAGAAAAGCAAAUCACCUCGUCAGUAAAAACAAAAGUAGAUGGUGAGAAGCAAGUACCCCCUUUGUCAUAUAAAGGAAAAAACAAAAAAAAAAAAAAUUUAUUUGUUUUAAACAAAGAUCAGUCUAAAUAUUUAGUUAACAAAGAAUAUAUAAGUUAUAUGAUGAUAAAAACAUUUUUAAAGGAUUAUAAGGUACAUAUCACAUAUUACACAGUUUUAUUAUCUCUUUUUUCCGUAUUUUCAUAUUGUGUUAUUAACUUAUUAUUGAUGAUUUUUGAAGAGCCAUUAGCCGUAAAAAUAGUAAAAGAGCAUGUUUUAAAAGAUAAAAAAUUAGUUGAUGAAUACGAAGAAGUGAUAUUUUCAAAAUUUUGGACAGGAUAUAUAAAUGAAAGCAAUGCUAGUAUAGUUAUUAACAUCAAAAGUAAAAAACACAACAAAAAAAAAGGGAAGAUUAUAAGCACUUUACGUAAACAAAAAGACAAAUGGCACAUUAAAACAUUAACAUACUAUAAUGUAAAAAAAAAUGAUAAUUUGGAUACAGAUGAUUUGAAAACGGUAGCAGAAAAUGCAAAACAGAGUGCUGUAUGUCCAAUGAACAACACUUCGUUUCUCAAGGGGAAAAUUAAAAAUUAG